UCCGAGUGAACGCCGAAACUAGCCGAACUAGUACAAGACUGAAGAAAUCAAGAAACUAAAAAUCUGUCGUUCACCUUAGUGAUGUAAAUUUUGAAAAUUCAACAAAAUGAUAAUGUAAAAGCUUAAUAAGACAAUCUUGUUUUGAUUUUAAUUGUAUCUUAGUGAUAUUGUUUUGACUGUAACACCCAUAACUCUGUAUUUCGUCGGCAAAGUGAGAGAGUUCAGUGCGAGUGCAAGGGUGGUAACGAGAAAUGUGAAGUAUCUAUGAAGUUCAGGAUUCUAAAGCCUUUUAUUUUAUACCUAUAAUAAUGAGCGGACGCCCUAGGACCACGUCAUUCGCCGAGGGCAGCAAAUCCGUUCGAAAGACAUUCGAUAAUCAGCCACCAAAACCACUAGGAGGGGUAAAAAUCAGCAGCGACGUGGAAACUCCUAAAAAGGCCGAGCUGGCUACGGAAAAGAAGGGCGCUGCGUCGCGCAAGGACGGCUCAAAGGUGACGACUGUGGUGGCGACGCCGGGGCAAGGCCCCGACCGGCCGCAGGAAGUGAGCUAUGCCGACAUGAAGCUCAUCGGUAACGGCAGCUUCGGCGUCGUCUACCAGGCCAAACUAUGUGACACCGGCGAGCUCAUUGCCAUCAAAAAAGUGCUUCAGGACAAAAGGUUUAAGAAUCGAGAACUUCAAAUUAUGCGACGGCUGGAGCACUGUAAUAUUGUCAAAUUGAAAUACUUCUUUUACUCUAGUGGAGAAAAGGCGGCAGUGCCCGCAGCAGUCAGUACGUUGUUAAGCGCAAUGCAGUCUAUUGAAGUCACAAAGGACGAAGUGUACCUGAACCUGGUGCUGGAGUAUAUCCCCGAAACUGUGUAUAAAGUGGCACGUCAUUACUCCAAAGAUGAACAAACCAUACCCAUUAGUUUUAUAAAGCUGUACAUGUACCAGUUGUUCAGAAGUCUGGCGUACAUCCACUCGCUGGGCAUCUGCCACCGGGACAUCAAGCCACAAAACUUACUCCUGGACCCCAAGACGGGCGUCCUCAAGCUGUGCGACUUCGGCUCGGCGAAGCACCUCGUGCGCGGCGAGCCUAACGUCUCAUAUAUCUGCUCGCGUUACUACCGCGCGCCGGAACUUAUUUUCGGCGCUAUAGAUUAUACCACUAAAAUCGAUGUGUGGAGCGCGGGUUGCGUAGUAGCAGAGCUGUUACUCGGACAACCCAUCUUUCCGGGAGACUCCGGCGUAGACCAACUCGUGGAAAUCAUCAAGGUCUUAGGCACUCCCACGCGGGAACAGAUCAGAGAAAUGAACCCGAACUACACAGAAUUCAAAUUCCCUCAGAUCAAGAGUCAUCCAUGGGCGAAGGUGUUCCGCGCGUGCACGCCGCCGGACGCCAUCUCGCUGGUGUCGCGGCUGCUGGAGUACACGCCCGGGGCGCGGCUGUCGCCGCUGCAGGCGUGCGCGCACAGCUUCUUCGACGAGCUGCGCGAGCCCGCCGCGCGCCUGCCCAACGGCCGCGCGCUGCCGCCGCUGUUCAACUUCACGGAGUACGAGCUCAACAUCCAGCCCAGCCUCAACGACUUCCUCAAGCCGCGCGCCAGCCCCGCCGCCGACACGCCCUGUGCCAGCCACCAGCCCGAGCUGGACCAGGACUCCGCGUGCGAUAAUGCGACAGCGAGCGGGCCGAGCGGCGGGUCGCCGAGCGCGUCGUAGACGGCUUGUUGUCCCGCUCCCACGCCGGCUGGUGGUCCCGCUCGCACGCCGGCGCCGGCGAGCUCCCGCGGACGGGACAGUGAUAUCGUCGCCCGGUGGUGGACGACAACUGGUAUCAUUGGCCGCGAGCCGAGCGAACCUCUCCGAUACGGAUUUUAGAUUGAGAGUCAUUCGUAUGCUAACUAGAGAUAGUCCUUUUUAUUGGCCGUCGGGGAUAAAUUUUAUGCAUAAUAGGUGUUUUCGGCGAGUUAUCGUGUGAUACUGUAGUGUGAUUGUCGAUAAAGCUUGAGCUGUCGUAGUCGGUGAGAAGGGUAAAUCCGCUGUAGAUUCUAAACCGUCGCGAUGUGAUUACUUUGUACUUUUGUAAGCUCAAAUUGUCUCUUUGUGUACAUACCUUAAAUGUUGAGUUGGAGAGUAAUAUUUACCGGGUAAACGACAGAUGAUCACCUGGAGCGGUUGUUUCCUUUUGUUUCUUGUACUACCGUCACGGGAUCAGUGGCCGCCGCCGGUCUGACAGCGAUACUUUAUUGCGAGCGUAAACUUGCUUGGCCGUGUAAUCAGUAGGGCAGACAUAUUCUGUAGUGCAUUAGUGUAUUUAUUGUUGGAACGUAUCACUAACUCAUAAAACUUACGAAGCGUAUGCCUAGUGUUAUUUCAACGAUGAAACUUAGCAGAUGGUACAUUUUUCGCAUUCAUAGGGAGCAUACUUGUAAAUUUUUAUAACUAGCGUAAACUGAUCUCUCGAGAUAAUUUAUAAUGUUUAAUAAUAACUCGGAAUAUUGUAUUUGUAUAAACAAUUCAGAGAAUAUAAUUUUUUUAGAUUUACUACAUUAUAGAUUUUUUUUCGGGCAACUUCUAUAUGUAAUAACAUUUUUUUUAUUGCGGUGUACCUUAUUGUCUUAUCCAAAGCUGGAUAAAUGUAAUCUAUUUGAUAGCACUGUCGAUGUCCUAAUGUAACGACAUAGUUUUUCGAUAAUAUUGUAUUCUAUAUUCAAUAAAUGAUAUUUCUAUUAUAUAAAAAAAUUGUCAUUGAAAACACUAUGGUUAUUAGUAGUCAUUUAUGAAACGGUGUAUAAAUAAAGCUAUUUUCAUUGUCAUAGUUUUUAAGUACGUAUGCGAACUAAUUUCGUUUUGCACUUCAAUUGGGCAUAAAAACAAAUUAGGCAAAGGUAGUAAACCUUUAACGUAGAGUAACGGAAUCAUUAUGCGUGGAAUACGUAGUCUCAGCGCGCGACCAUCCGCUUACUUAGACGCGAAUGCGCGCCGACUUACGAAUAGAACAUUUGGAACUUAUGCAAGGUAGGUUAAAAAUUAUAGCGUUCUUUAUCGGAAUACUUUCCCUUCUCUACUAAGAUAUUGCUUCGUGAGAAAGGUUGUCUCUUUAAUUUUCCAUUUUCUUUAAAUAUGGAUAUGUCUUUAACGAUAUAAUUGUUGUAUUUGUGUAUUCGGGUGAUGUGAUGGUAGCUCGAACACCUAAACAGCCUACGUAAUGUUAUAACCUAUCCGUUAGUAGCACGGUCACGAUUCACGUCCUAAUAAUGAUUACAGUUGAUCGAAAGUUUUAAAAGCUUAACAAGUGAAUGUUCGUCGCAAUUUCGACGUUAUAAAUAGUCAAAAUUUUGUGAAAGUAACGUAUCGUUACAUUUACAUAAACAUACGCGAUGAUUUUAUCUUUUACAUGUAAUGAAAUGUAUAUGCUAGUUUUCUUUUUCUUUGUAGCAUGCACUGCCUAGUAUUUCCAAAAUCCUCGUUUUACCUUUGAACCCUGAAACGCAAUGACUUUUAAUUAGCUGUAAAAUUAUUGUAUCUUAAGGGAUGUAUCAUCGCCAUUCGGUGAGCGCGCGGCGCAACGAUUUGAAAUCACACCUAGUGGAGCUUAGUUGUCGUCAAUAAGGCUAUUGAUUUGCUGACACCUUUAUAUGUCUUGUAAAUAUAUUAUAAUUAUCUUUGUGGUAUGACUCUGAGUGCCGUUUAUCGGUUACCGGGUGGGCGUAGGCUAGGAGGGUGAAGCCGGCGUCAGGUACUGGGCGCUGCGGUCCGGUACCGGUCGCUUGCCGCCCCGUACCGGGCGCCCGCAGCCUGCGACUGCCGGCACCGCUGCGGGCUCGGGGAAGUAGUUUAGAUACGCAUAUUUUUAUUAAGUCUAUCUAAUAUGGAUUUUGUAAUCGACGUUGCUUCUAAAGACCCUCUGUGUAAAAAGAUUAAGACAUACUAGUGACCUGAAUGUAUGAAAAUGAUGUUUAUUGAACUUUAUCCCACUGAAUUCUCACUCACGUUUUGCGUGCACAUUUACUACCUUUACGAGAAUUUCCGUAUAUAAAACACAUAGUUCGAAAUGGGGUUAUGACUUAUAAAUUAUUUAAAGUAAAAGGACUUUUUAUUAUUACUAUUACUGUAAUAUUAAAUUUAAUAGUGAGUGAAAUUUGUAUUUUGUUUUAAAAUUGUUUAACUGAAAUUGAAUACAUCAUAACACCCAUAUCGUUGUUAGUUAUGAAUGAAAAUAACAUAAUUAUAAAAGUAAAUAUUAAAUGAAUAGUA
Molecule: messenger RNA, 4238 nt
Organism: Cydia splendana
Lineage: Eukaryota; Metazoa; Arthropoda; Insecta; Lepidoptera; Tortricidae
Gene: sgg
Product: glycogen synthase kinase-3 beta
Exons: 11
Coding region: 309-1700 (463 amino acids)
Biological process (GO): negative regulation of canonical Wnt signaling pathway; protein phosphorylation; signal transduction
Cellular component (GO): cytoplasm; nucleus; cytosol
Molecular function (GO): protein serine/threonine kinase activity; ATP binding
Source: RefSeq, a predicted model, not a curated record